UGUGACAUCUAGUGUAGUAUUUUCUAGAAUGAAACAUUUUAGUGGGGCUCAAUCUAAUAUAAAGGCCACCAGUAUUUAUAAAAAUAUUAUAUAAAUUGAUUUAUAAAAAUACAUUUUUAAAAUAAUAUAUAUAUAUUAAAAAAAAUUGAAAAUUUUCAAAUAUAGGUAUACUAAUUAAAUGUACAAUUUUUUUGUUUAUUUAUUUUGGUUAUACUUGUAUCAUUUUGUUUUGCAUAAUUUUCAGGUUUAGUUCUGAUACUAUACAAAUAUUUUUUUCGAAAAAAAAAAUGAAUUGGGCUCUCGUUAAUCAGGCCCGGCUCGGUUUGCAUGCAUGCAAUAAAAGAUUUUUGUAUCGUUUGGACUGUAUUUUUGUCAAAUUUAAAACCUAAACUAGAUUUUUCCUAGUCAAGAAACCAACGUUUAAUAUAUAAAACGCUGCGUUUAGUUCUUUAAAAGAGACGACGAAUACGCGCGUUUUGAAGUUGGUUUAUAAACGGAAAGUUUCAGAGGUGAGAGAGUCUGAGAAGACGAAGAAGGAAACAAAGAAAGCUUUGCGAUGGGUGAUGGUGAUCAUAAACCUCCGCCCACGACGGAGGAGAUUCGCCAGAAAAUGAUCAGCUCCUUUACUGCUGAGAUCACAUCUUCUUCGAGAGAAGCCGCUAUACUCAUUCUUGAAGCUCAUCAAUGGGAUAUCGCCGCUGCAGUCUCCGCCUUCAGAGACGCCGUCGUCGCAGCAGCCGACGCUGCCUCCACCGCCAGGGAAAAUGCUCAUUCUACGAUACGGUUGCGAUCACCACGGUCUCCUUCUCGUGCCUUCUCUCCUAGCGAUGGGAACAUCCUCAGCGACUCCGAUGAAAAAGAGUACGACGAUGCUAUGGAAUCAGAUGAUGUAGACAGAGAUCUACCAUCAUCAUCAUCAUCAUUAGCAUCAUUACCAAGAAGACUAAAGUUCAGAAGCUUAAGCGAAAUUCUUUCAGUUACUCCACAAGUGAUCCCGCGCACUGUCACUAUCUGGAGGAAUGGUGUCACUGUCGAUGAUAAUCCAUUAAUCACAUUGGAUGAUCCGAAAGAUGCAGAGUUUCUCAGGGUCAUAGAAAGCUUGGACUCACCACGUGUACUCGAUUCGCCAUGUGGCAAACGGCGUGCCGUUAUCACACUCAUUAGGCGUCAACAAGAAGACUUCCCUGAUUCAUCAAAUCCAUUCCAAGGAGUUGGAAGAACUCUAGCCGAGCCAGACUCUGUGCCACCAGCUUCAUCCGACUCACUGACCACAGAAGCAACAUCAUCAAUCGAUCCCACAGCGCCAACGACCUCGAUCAAGGUCAUAUUAGCAGACGGCACCCCCAUUGUCUCCCGGUUCACUACUACUCACCAUACCAUCAGAGACGUUCGAGACUUCAUUGACGCUGCUAGACCAGAUGCCUCCAGAGACUACCAAUUACUCAUCAUGGGGUCGUCUCCUCCUACACCACUGACGACUGACUUAGACCAAACUAUCGAGCAAGCUGGCAUCUCCAACGCUGUUCUCACUCAGAAGUUCUAGACCUUCCUCUUAUGCACAUAAAAGAUCUUCGUUAGGUUACUACACAUGUUGAUAUCAUCAAAAAACACUUUUCUGUUGUUUUGACUUGCUUCUCUCCAGGCUAAAAGACUUUCAGGUGGUUAACCCUUAAUAAAAGUGUUUGCAAGUAUUACAA
Brassica rapa (field mustard) is the source of this 1697-nucleotide messenger RNA. RefSeq names its product plant UBX domain-containing protein 5-like. The record is from RefSeq and is a predicted model, not a curated record. Gene Ontology annotation, biological process: Golgi organization; proteasome-mediated ubiquitin-dependent protein catabolic process; autophagosome assembly. Gene Ontology annotation, cellular component: cytosol; nucleus. Gene Ontology annotation, molecular function: ubiquitin binding. Lineage: Eukaryota; Viridiplantae; Streptophyta; Magnoliopsida; Brassicales; Brassicaceae.